AUGAUCCAAGAAAAUGAGUAUGAUAUUUGUCAAGUUUUGGUUAUAAAUUUGCAAAAUGAAGAAAUAUGUUGUGGUCAGCAAUUUUUACAUGAUGGAUCUACAGGAAAUAUGGCCAACCAUCUUCGUGAAAAGUAUGACAUUCAUGAAAAAAUGAAUAAGCCGAAGGAUAACUCUAUUCAAUUAACUAUACCACAAGUAGUGGAAAAGGCAAAGAUUAAACCACAUAAGAAACCAUGA
Messenger RNA from Funneliformis geosporum, 237 nucleotides. The record is from the annotation of a GenBank genome assembly. NCBI's taxonomy places the organism in Eukaryota, Fungi, Glomeromycota, Glomeromycetes, Glomerales, Glomeraceae.